AGAGGAAAAAACCAUCACUUCAGAGCACUGGCGCGCCUAACUGCACAUAGUGAUUAUCUGUGCAUCGUAUCGCAAUUGUUCCUAUCAGGAAGGAAGCUAAGAGAAAAAGCACAAAAAAAAAUAAAAAAUUGCUGCGAGCGGCUGCCAGAUUGACGACCACAUUUGCGCAGCUGCAUAUCGCACUUUGAGGACCGAGUGGGAUGCAUCGCGAACAAAAGACCUCCAUCUGUUGUACUGCGUUCCCUCUGAUGCCCGUCGGCUGCUGCUGAGCAAAGAAGCAGAGAAGGGUGUAGGGGUAAGGAACAUCCUAAAACUGCGAUGACAGAAGACCGCAUCUACAUUUGAAAAUAAGGAAGGAGAGACGAGGGAGAAACACGGGCAACAGCAGCUUUCAGGGGUCCUCAGAGCUGCGCAUUUGAAGAGGAGAGGUUGGUCAUGGUCGGACGGGGAUUGUGCAAAGCCAGAUUUGGAAAGCGUGGGAGCAGGCUUGCUUAUCUGCCUUUUCUGUGCGCAGUUAUAGCGUGCGCAGCGCUGCUUGCUCUGCUCUUCGUGGACUUCAUAGAAUUAUGGGUCACCUCCAUGGGCUUGAGCGCGGUAGUGGAACCACACGCCGGCAUCAUCCCUCCGCAGAGCGUCCCCCCCACUCGACCCGAGGAGUUCUUGCUUAUGCCAAGCCCGCUCGUGUGUCAGCGUGCCAAGCCUUACCUCAUCACUUUGGUUACAUCUGCACCUGCCAAUCAGCGGGCACGCCAAGUCAUCAGGGACACCUGGGGAGGGGAGGUUGAGGUGAGAGGCCUGCGGGUCAUGACCCUUUUCAUGGUGGGUGUGGCAACUGACCCUGGACUGGGUAAGCUGAUGAUAGAGGAAGCCCGGGAGAAAGGUGACCUGAUUCAGGGGCGUUUUUUGGACACCUAUUCCAACCUCACCCUCAAGACCCUGUCUAUGCUGGGCUGGGUCCGCCGGUUCUGCCCCCAGGCUCACUUCAUGGCUAAAGUGGAUGACGAUGUGUUGUUUAAUCCCAAUGCACUCUUACAUUUCCUGAACAAAAGCCGCAACCCUUAUGAACAAGGAGACUUGUACCUUGGCAGAGUGCAUCUUCAUGUGGCGCCAGACCGUGAUCCAGACAGCAAGCACUACCUCCCUGCAGGGGCUUACCCUGCUUCUGUCUUUCCAGACUAUUGCAGUGGUACAGCCUAUGUUCUGUCCCGCUCUGCAUUGCUCAAAAUCUUCCUGGCAGCCUCCACAUCACCUUUAUCCACACCUCUGCCUCCUGAGGAUGUGUUUGUAGGUCUGUGUGCCCGGACAGCUGGAGUGCUGCCCUCACACUACCCUCUCUUCUCAGGUGGACCAGGUGUGCCAUACGGACACUGCUGCUAUCAGGCCAUGGUAUCCAUCCACCACAUCUCACCCAGGGAGAUGCUGCACUACUGGGCUGAAAUCCAUUCAUCACCCCCCUGCUCCUGGCUGGGUCAAAGAGCCUCACUGGGGAUGUGCAAAGUCAGGGCGAUGCUGGGAUCAGUUCUGGGACUGGAACAAGGAUUGUGAGGAAUAAUAUAAAAUCAAACCAGACUCACUGGAACUGUCCCUCGCUUUAGAACAGCACAAGUGCUCUUCAGGCUGUGAAUCUAUUAUGUGCACAGAGAAAAUAUCUCUUUAGAGCUUUAUUUUUGUAAACACUUUACCAUGUUUAUUUUUUAUUUAUUUUUUAAGCUAAAAAUAGGAAAAUAAGGUGGUGGUGGUAUGGAAAGCUGUUGCAGAGCAAACAUUAGCAUGCUGAAAAAAAACAGCUGUUUAUGUAAUGAAUGCACACAGCAACAAAGCUCCCUGACACGCUAUAUCUGAUAUUUAUAGGCUCCAGCCCUCAUAUAUUUAAACACCUGUGCAGUUUUUCACCAGGUACGUCAGUAGCAGUUUGUCUAAAGGCCUAAAUGCAUGUCUACACUGAACUGUGCAAUAGAUAUCAAAUUACAGGAUUUGUAAACUAUACAUCAGUGAAAAUUAAUUAUCUUCACUGAAUUAAUUGUCUUGAAAUUUAAUAACAGAGACAGGAUUGGGAACCCACUAACUGGACUACUGAACCUGGAUACAGUGAGAUACAAUUAGCUAGUUCUGAAAACAUAGAAACAUUUUUUUUCUUUCAUUGGCUUACUCUGAGACAAUGAAACUGAUGUUACUGACUGCUGCAGUGCCAAGCAAUAGAAGUCUUUUAAACUUUUCAGUGAAAUAGUGAGAUAAAACACAAGCCACACAUUUGCAAUGAUGUAGAUAAAACACAAUGUGAUAUGUCUAGCCAUGGGAAGAAAGUCUGUGUUUACACUCAGGAAAUACAUGUAUGAAUCCAAUUCAGGCACCAAUAAAUCUCCACAUAUAAACAAAAACUGGUCUGUUUUGUUUCAAUUAGAUACUUCAACCAAACUGUGCUCUAAAUUUUCUAUCUAAAAAAAACAUGUCUGAGGGUUUAAAACACUUUCUUUUACACAGUGAUGUGGUUUACACAUCUCUAGUGACAGGACUCCUAGAAUAACAUUAUUAGCAAAGCAAACCUUCAAAGAAAUAAUUUAAUCAAAAGACUAAAUUUCCUCAAAGCUGUUGUUGAAGUAAAAAAAAAGACAACCAAAAAGACACUGAAGAUGGAUGAUGCAGUGGCAUUUAUUCCACAUAGAAAUAAACCCGAUUCUUACUGGGGAAAACUGAAAAAGGUCCUUGAAUGAGUGUGAAUGUGGGCUUUAAGGUAUGAAAAGCAGAGCGGCCUAUUGUCCAUCAGGAGCUGAGCUGGCUAGUUUUCAACCUGCAACAUGGGGAAGGGAUCUAGGGUCUUGGGGUUGUAAUGUCGGUCAGUGAUUCCCAGUCUAUUUUCCUUCAUGCAGCUGCCAAAAACUAAUGGACCUCCCCACCCUAUCCACCCACCUCAUGCUCAAACUGUGCUUUAUUCUUUCAUUUGCUAGGUUCUCGUCAUAAAUGAUGCAUUCUAGCUCAGUCACGUCAUUUGAUAACAAAAACUAAACUAGGUAACUAUUAACAUAUAGCAUUACUUUUUUUAAAUAGACAAUUCACCCACACUAUGAUUUUCUCAGACCUGUUUCAUUAAUGAAAGGUGCAGAAAAAAAAUCAAAGUUACAGGAUAGACGUGAACUACCGAAGCUCUACUAGCUCACUCAUCUCACUAAACCACAGCGCUGAUAAAAAUUGAUUGGAUGCACAGGGGUGGCCUACUAAAAAGCUUUUUUUGUUGUUGUUUGACUAAGGAUAUAUGUUUUAAAAUAUUAUUGUGUAGCAGAUUUUGAUGACCUGCAUUUAUUCAUUUUGGUUCCUGGUUUUAAAAGUUGGUGUUUCAGUCUCCCAAAAUGCCUGUUCCAUGUGAA
This is a messenger RNA of Melanotaenia boesemani (Boeseman's rainbowfish), 3362 nucleotides long. RefSeq names its product UDP-Gal:betaGlcNAc beta 1,3-galactosyltransferase, polypeptide 4 (gene b3galt4). The transcript has a single exon. Lineage: Eukaryota; Metazoa; Chordata; Actinopteri; Atheriniformes; Melanotaeniidae. Gene Ontology annotation, molecular function: N-acetyl-beta-D-glucosaminide beta-(1,3)-galactosyltransferase activity. The record is from RefSeq and is a predicted model, not a curated record. Gene Ontology annotation, cellular component: membrane. The coding region runs from base 436 to 1545 and encodes 369 amino acids.